AUGGCUUCUAAGCACCUAUCGGGAAAGAUUCAGUCGCGGAAGGCCAAAACUCAGAUAGCGGAGCUGAAAGUGAAUGGUGCGGUAAUCGCAGACACCAAGGGGAUUCUAGGAGCGGCUGCGGAGUUCUUCUCUGGCAUCUUCGGGAAGGAUCGCAGGCAGUGUUCAAGGAAGUGGGUUCCGACAACGGGCAGGAAACUCUCAUGGGAUGCUGCCAGGGAGCUGGAGGCGGACUGGACGGAGGAGGAAGUCAAGGAGGCUUUCAAGGCGAUGGCGGCGAGGAAGUUGUCGGAUGCGGUGGCGUUAGUCACGGAUGUUAUCGAUGUGGCGAAACACGGCAGCAAGAACUGGUACCUUCUGCUUGUCAAUUUUCAGAAGACUUUUGACUCUGUCUCGCACGUCUUCAUCUUCAUGGUGCUGCGAAACAUGGGGUUCCCGGAGCGGUUUGUCGCUUGGGUGGAAGGCCUGCACGAGGGGACAACGACGAAGCCGUUAAUCAACGGCUGGCUGAGCGAGGGAAUACAAGUGCGGUCGGAAGUUAGGCAGGGGUGCCCUCUUGCACCUUACAUAUUCCUCUGCGCCGUGGAGCCGUUGGCACAGUUGGCGGAAAAAAGGAAGCUGGGGCUCAGCCUGGCGGGGCAGAGACUAGCGUACCUGGGCUAUGCUGACGACACUACGCUCGUCCUGCAAGGGAAAUGUCAAAUCAAGAAAGCGGUGAGGGCGCUCGCUAAGUUUGCGAAAGAGUCCGGCCUGGCGAUGAACAAGGGGAAAUCGGUCGUGAUGCCGCUGGGUGUGAACCUUACCUCCAACCCGAUUGCAUCAGACGGUUUCAAAUGGGCAGCGGCGGAUGAAGCAGAGCAUCUUCUGGGGGUCUGGAUCACGCCAAACGGUAGCUGCAGACCAACAUGGGAGAAGGCGUUAGAGGAUAUUACGGGGAAGCUGCAGAAAUGGCACGAGAAGUACCUUACAAAAACGGCCAGAGGAGCGGUGGUGAAUAACUAUAUCUCUCCAAAGAUCUCGUUCCUGGCUCAGGUGUAUCCCCCGCCGGAUGACAUCUGGCUGGAGAUCGACAGAUCUCUGCACAACUUUGUCUCGGCCAAUUGUCCAACCUCGGCGAAAGGCUUCAUCCUCUGGCGUCGGGAGCUGGUGUACCUGCCAAGGGAUCUGGGGGGGCUUGGAGUGCGGGACCCGGGCAUCCUAUUAGCAUGUCUCUCUGCGAGACGCGCGGCGAUGCUCGCUACGGAGACGAACCUGCUGAAAAAAGACAUAAUCAUAAAGGCGGCGGAACUACCGAUGGGGUUAGACUCGUUUACGGCCCACAGAAACCGCAUACGCUAUUGGAAAGGCCAUGGGACGAGGUGGAAAAUGAUCUGCGAGACCAUCCUGAUGUCGCCGCUGGGGGAACGGCCACUGGCAGAGGAAGCAGGGGAUGUGGCGCGGGAACCGCUACUAUUCAACCGCCGCAUCCUGCCUAACGGAAAGACACCACUGGGAGGGCAGAUAGCAGCAGCUCGGCUUAAAGAUUGGAACAUGGGGAAGUUGAGAUGCACGAGGGCGGACGGGGCCCAAAUUUUCAAGACAUUGGAGCAGCUAAAAACGGAGUUGGAAGAGAUAGCACCGGCUAGACUGGCGCUCAAGGCGCUUGAGGCUGCACCGGAGGAGUGGAAGAAAGUGUUGGUGGCAGCUGGAGGCAUUAGCUCGGCUGCCUCGCAGCAGCAACAGCUACCGUAUGUCUCGAGCGAGGGGAUUUUUUCACUGAAGCAGAUGAGGAGGUUUUGGGGGUCGGGCCAGGCCUCCAACAAGCAGGAGAAGUGGGCGAGCAGAUGGGGCACUCAAAUAGACUGGAGGAAGGUCAUUGCCAUCAGGGACUCUCGGGUGGUUCCUAACCGCCCACGCAGUAUUCUGCUGAGGAUCCACGGCCUCAAUCUCCAGGUGGGAGAGAGGGUGACCUUCCUUUGCUGCAAGCUGGUCUGCCCGUACUGUAGCGAGGAGGAAACCCUAGAGCAUUGUCUCUCCACUUGCCCGGCCAUCCAAGUGGUCUCCACGGCGAUCAUGCAGGCUCUGCGUAUGAUAAAUCCAGCCCGCCGCAUCUCCUCGCUAGGGGACAUGCUCUUCAAGCGUGCUCGCUCAGACUCAGCUUUUCCGGAAGCAACUCUGACUGCGAUUGGUUUACACCAGAUCUAG
This is a messenger RNA of Closterium sp. NIES-65, 2181 nucleotides long. The record is from the annotation of a GenBank genome assembly. Lineage: Eukaryota; Viridiplantae; Streptophyta; Zygnematophyceae; Desmidiales; Closteriaceae.